AAAGAGAACAUGUUAAUGAAGUUGAAGUUACUGUUGGGAAAGAGUUUAAUUUUGGGAUCUUGGUCGCAGCAGAGGCACAUAGAAUUCAACCUGGGGCGAUUAGGGCAACUAUUAAGUCAGGUGGAAAAGUCAUUACCACAACCUACAAUAGGAUAUGUGAUGAUAUUAAAGAAAAG
Molecule: messenger RNA, 176 nt
Organism: Dentiscutata heterogama
Lineage: Eukaryota; Fungi; Glomeromycota; Glomeromycetes; Diversisporales; Gigasporaceae
Source: the annotation of a GenBank genome assembly